AUGGAGGAGUUGGAGGAUAUAAACUACCCUCGAGAUCCAACAGCGAAGUUCCACCAAAGAGGACUCCUGGACUGCAAGUCAGUUGAGACACCAAUCUUAGUGAAUCACGGCUUACAAAUCUCAGAAGACACGGAACUGGCAAACCAAGGCAAAUAUCAACGCCUAGUUAGGAAACUCAUCUACCUCUCCCACACUAGACCUGAUAUUGCUUAUGCGGUGGGGAUUGUGAGUCAGUUCAUGCAUAGACCACAUAAGGAUCACUAUGAAGCUGCAUUAAGAAUUGUCAAAUACCUCAACAGAGCUGUUAGACAUAGAAUAAUGUUCAAGAAGAACGAACAAAGAGGGGUUUACGGAUAUACUGAUGCUGAUUGGGCAAGCAAUCCAGUAGAUAGGAGAUCGACAACCGGCUAUUUCACCUUUGUUGAAGGUAAUCUAGUCACUUGGAGGACUAUAAAGCAGAAGGUGGUCGCUUUAUCCAGUGCUGAAGUAGAAUUUAUAGUGAUCAAAAGCGGACUAAUGGAGAUAUUAUGGCUGAGAAGAUUGAUGAAAGAAAUUGGACUCGCUCCAGACAAGAGUCACAUUUUUGUGACAAUAAAGCGGCAAUCAGUAUCUCUGAGAAUCCAGUGCAACAUGUGUUAG
Molecule: messenger RNA, 639 nt
Organism: Salvia splendens (bonfire salvia)
Lineage: Eukaryota; Viridiplantae; Streptophyta; Magnoliopsida; Lamiales; Lamiaceae
Product: secreted RxLR effector protein 161-like
Exons: 2
Coding region: 1-639 (212 amino acids)
Source: RefSeq, a predicted model, not a curated record